Molecule: messenger RNA, 1130 nt
Organism: Schistocerca cancellata (South American locust)
Lineage: Eukaryota; Metazoa; Arthropoda; Insecta; Orthoptera; Acrididae
Product: SRR1-like protein
Exons: 3
Coding region: 157-990 (277 amino acids)
Biological process (GO): microtubule-based process
Cellular component (GO): nucleus; cytoplasm
Source: RefSeq, a predicted model, not a curated record
CCUGACAAGACUUCUCCGUGAUCCUAGGCAAAGUGCCAGUAAUUUGGUAAUACUCUGCGUUUUGGAUUAUGUAAUCAUCAUGCGUUUCGCGAUGCAGUGUUAAUAGCCACUUUGGGAUACACUAUCGUUUAGGAAGUAUGGAAUUACAGACUCUCAAUGAUGCUGGAAGGUGAUUUCAAACUAGUUUCUGCAAAGAAAAGAUCAAACAAGUCUGCCCAGAGGAAAGAGUCUACAAUAACACGCAGUCAGUUGACUGGCAUUCCUGAUAUUAAUAAAGAAUCUGCAAUAAGAAGGAUAGAAUUCGCGAAAGAAGAAAUUCAGGAAUCAGAUUUCUAUACAGCAGUUCGAGUAGUGCUACUUCAGGGACUGAAAUUGCUGAACAGCUCUGAAAUUAAAGAAAUUAUUUGUUAUGGACUUGGACAUGUGGCAGAAUGCAUGACAUCCAGAUAUCAACUAGGCCUGCUACUUUUACUGAAAGACAAUUUUAAUUCUGAAGUGUACAUUCAUGAUCCUGUUUUCUAUUCUGCAGAGUGUGAGCUGCUCAGAGAUCUAAAUUUCCAGUUGAUUACAGAGAAUGAAGAAGGGAAGCGUAAGCUGAAACCAUCUGUAACGACGCUGGUUUAUUUGCCCCACUGCCCUAAACAGAUAACAAAUAAUUUCUUGUGGGCUAAUUGGGGUCCACAGCUUACAAACUGCCUCCUGUUUUGUAAUAGUUUCAAUAAAAUUGUAGAAACAAAUCCAAAGACAGUACUGUAUACAAGUGUAAGUUAUAUAUUAAAUAUAUUUCCACAUACUGAAGAGUUUGGGGUGAUAAAUUCAUUUCAGUACAAGGAAAUAUUUAAUGACUUGGCUAUACACGUGUUUCCUCAGAAGAAACUUGAUUUAGUGGCAUCCGAUCUUUGGAACUAUUGUGAAGAGCCGAAGUAUUCAGCUGAUGAUACAGAAUUCAUAACCAAUAAAUUACAGUCUGCUCUGAGGUUAAAUAGCUGACACAAUUGGGCAAGAACUUUUAAUAUGGGAGGCCCAGGAUUAAGGAUUCUUCGCCAGCUUUUAUCAGAAUUGCGCCACAUGAGCUUUGAUGGUAAUUUACAAGAUUCCUUAUUGAAGAAAUACAUUUUGCAACAGUAUCG